AUGGGUCGGAGAAAGAUCGAGAUCAAGGCCAUCAAGGAUGACCGCAACCGCUCCGUGACUUUCUUGAAGCGCAAGGGUGGUUUGUUCAAGAAGGCACAUGAACUUGCUGUCCUCUGUUCCGUUGAUGUCGCCGUGAUUAUUUUUGGCCAGAACAAGAAACUAUACGAGUAUUCAUCAUGCGAUAUGCACGACGCGCUUGGUCGCUACCAAUAUUUCGGACCUCCCCACGAGCACAAAGGACGGGAAGAUUUUGCCAACAAGCGGGAGGAUGAUGAUGAGGACGACGAGGUUUCACCAGCCCCCGAAGAAAUCCAAGCUGUACAGACUCAGAGCCACCCCGCUUUACCCGCCCACCUUCAGAAUACUCCCGCUUUCCAGCAUAUAAAUCAUGCACCGUCCGCGUCUCCCCCGAUCCAUCAUGGCAUGACCCUAACUCGCCAUGGCACACCGGUAUCCCAAGGCACCUCGCGCCCAUCUUCAAGAAACCACAUCCGUCGAGUCAGCUCCAAUCUAGGUCCCCAGCAACAUGGAACACCGCCGCCGCCACCCCCUGGUUCCCAAAAUGGGAAUUUUGGAUACAUGCCAAACCCGUCUAUGUACAAUCCGAACGUUCACGCAAUGAAUCAACAACCUCGACCCGGUCAAUUCGCACACUACCCGCACCCAUCGGGGCAACACCAAGGAACGCCUCCAAUGCACCACGGUCUACCCCAGCAGAUGCCACCUCAACACCAACCCCAGCAGCACUUCCAGCAACACCCACAGCAACACCCCCCAUCAAGGCAUGCCAUCCGCGCCUCAUCCGCAGGAUUCGCGCCUGAUGGCCACCAAGAUCGACACGGGUCUGAACAACCCCAGGAAGAGCCCUCGGGACUGAAGCCGGACCACAACCAAUCGCCGCCCCAGAUCAAGUCUUUGUCUAAAUCCCGCAGUAUAUUCACGCCCAUUGACGACCGAGGUUCUGUGCUCGCCCGCCAUUUCGGCGCAGGGGCGCCCUCCUAUGAGAUGCCACACAAUAACCACCCUCUCAAGGUGGAAGGACGGCCACAAGGCUCACCCGGUUUACAGUCCAUACCAGUCAGAGCUGCCACAGAAGCUCCUAGGUCAGAAUCGGAACCAAAACCAUCACGGACCAAUAGCGGGCCGUUACCACCAAAACGACCCCAAUUGAAGGUGCAAAUUCCUAGCGAACAAUCCGAUGGCGGUGGAAGUGCCACCGCCGAUUCUUCGCGGGAUUCUGCUGGGAACAAGACCUCGACACCUGCGAAAACCAGCGCGGAAAAUAGUGGCUCGGGCGUGGUGCUACCCCCACCAUCGCCGUCAGCAGGUGCAAUACUAAGCGCGGGAGCCCAGGGGCCGCCGAACCCCUUUGCACGACCACCGCCCCCAGUUCCCGCAACCCGGAAUGAUUCCUAUGGCAGCAACAGUGGCAAUCCAGGCAAUGGGAACAACUCGAAUAAUAUCGAGACGCCCAUAUCAGCCCUACCAAGCCGCUUUGUAUCCGACGCUCUCCUCCCAUCGCCCUCCAGCUUCUUCCCUGAAUGGGGCUUUGGUCGCUCCGGCCCAGACUCCAACAUGCUGCCCAGUCCCCUCAAUUUCCCGACCCCGGCAGUACAAAAUGGCCCCGGCUUUUCUCGAGAAGACGAUCAAGACAAGAAGAGAAAAAGCCCGGAGGGAGGGUCCGGAGGGGAAGGUGCAAAUAAAAAACCAAAAACCUGA
Messenger RNA from Penicillium brevicompactum, 1719 nucleotides. It is a transcript of the gene rlmA, whose product is annotated as SRF-type transcription factor RlmA. Gene Ontology annotation, biological process: positive regulation of transcription by RNA polymerase II. Bases 1 to 1719 code for a protein of 572 amino acids. Gene Ontology annotation, molecular function: DNA-binding transcription factor activity, RNA polymerase II-specific; protein dimerization activity; RNA polymerase II cis-regulatory region sequence-specific DNA binding. The transcript is spliced from 4 exons. The record is from RefSeq and is a predicted model, not a curated record. Lineage: Eukaryota; Fungi; Ascomycota; Eurotiomycetes; Eurotiales; Aspergillaceae.